CGCCGCGGGACCCCGGCAAAUCACAUCCGGAAGAGGGGGCGCGAGGGGCGGAGCGUGCCUCAGAGCAGGAGACGACUCCUCCCCCGCGCCGCUCGCGGUGCCUCCGCCGCCGCACCUCUGCUUCGCAGUACCCGCAGUCCGGCCUGCACCCUUCGAACCCCUCCAGGCUCCCACCGGUGAUGGCGGACGAGGGCACCGGGGCCUUGGAGAGUGCCGCGCACCCGCCAGCUGACCCCGCCCAGGACGGGGACGUGAGCCCGGCCCCUGCCGCCUGCUCCGGAGAAAUGGAGGACCCAGGGCGCCCCGAUCCUGCAGCUGGCCCUGGGCGCUGGGAAGCGGCCUCUGCGGCGACUGUCCCUGACCUGCAAGACGACACGGUGGGGAAGGAGGCCCCAGAAACCUGUGGCGCAGACGAGUGGGGGGCUCUCCCCGGAGCCGGUGGGAGGGCCGAGGAUGUGACCACCGAGAAGGGAGCCAUCUUCAUGGAGGAAGUGGAGAAACCGGUGGGGGAGGAGAAGCUAGAGGUGGGCGCCGCCGAUGUCCUUGGGGACCCAGGCCCUUUCAACCUCGAACGCCUAAUUGUAGACCCACUGGAGGCCAUCCAGUGGGAGCUGGAGGCGGUCAGCGCCCAGGCCGACAGGGCCUACCUGCGGCUGGAGCGCCGCUUUGGGCGGAUGCGCCGGUUGCACCUAGCCCGGAGGAGCUUCAUCAUCCAGAAUAUUCCGGGCUUCUGGGUCACUGCCUUCCUAAACCACCCGCAGCUGGCAGCCAUGAUCAGUCCUCGAGAUGAAGACAUGCUCGGCUAUCUGAUGAACUUGGAGGUGAGGGAGCUCAGGCACGCCAGGAUGGGUUGCAAGUUCAAGUUCCGGUUUUGGAGCAACCCGUACUUCCGAAAUAAGGUGAUCGUGAAGGAGUACGAGUGUGGAGCCUCGGGCCGGGUGGUGUCCGUGGCCACUCGCAUCCGCUGGCACCGGGGCCAGGAACCACCGGCCCUAGUGCACCGCAACCGGGACACUGUCCGCAGUUUCUUUAGCUGGUUCUCCCAGCACAGCUUGCCUGAGGCUGACAGGGUGGCCCAGAUCAUCAAAGAUGACCUGUGGCCCAACCCCCUGCAGUACUACCUCCUGGGGGAGAGACCCCGCAGGGCUAGGCGUGGCCUGGCCAGAUGGCCUACAGAGGCCCCUACCCGGCCCUAUGGGUUCCAAUCUGGCUAAGUGGGCUUUGGGGUGGCACCUCCAUGGUGACCCCCUCUGCCUUUGCCUUCUACCUGCCCACCUGUGCUCAGGCCAGCGGUGGCUAUGGGUGCCUUGCUGUCAGCUUUCCGUUCUGUGCACCCUGGCCUGUCUGGAUGUGUAGUGAGCUCAGCCCCAAGAGUUCCAGUCAGUCUCUACUAUUUCCAUAUAAGUUUCAUGUUCGUGCCAGUAUCCCAGAACUGUCACCUCUCCACCUGCACCAAGUACCCAGUGCUGUGGAUAUGUGCCGCUGUCAACUUUGUGACCUGGACAGUCAAUGACCUUGGCCUCCCCUGCA
This is a messenger RNA of Ochotona princeps (American pika), 1530 nucleotides long. Its product is annotated as putative testis-specific Y-encoded-like protein 3. The record is from RefSeq and is a predicted model, not a curated record. Gene Ontology annotation, molecular function: histone binding; chromatin binding. Bases 180 to 1214 code for a protein of 344 amino acids. NCBI's taxonomy places the organism in Eukaryota, Metazoa, Chordata, Mammalia, Lagomorpha, Ochotonidae. Gene Ontology annotation, cellular component: chromatin; nucleus. The transcript has a single exon. Gene Ontology annotation, biological process: nucleosome assembly.